AUGACCAGUUCAGAAUCCUUGCUAUUUACAUCUUUAGGCCCCAGCCAAAGUUCUGGAGAUGGACGCUGUACCUUUAACGAGGAGUUCAAGUUCAUCCUGUUGCCUGUGAGCUAUGCAGUUGUCUUCGUGCUGGGCCUAGCCCUCAAUGCCCCAACCCUCUGGCUGUUCCUCUUCCGCCUUCGACCCUGGGAUGCAACAGCCACGUACAUGUUCCAUUUGGCAUUGUCAGACACCUUGUAUGUGCUGUCACUGCCCACCCUCGUGUACUACUAUGCUGCCCGAAACCACUGGCCCUUUGGCACUGCCUUCUGCAAGUUUGUCCGCUUUCUCUUCUAUUGGAACCUCUACUGCAGUGUCCUUUUCCUCACCUGCAUCAGCGUGCACCGCUACCUGGGCAUCUGUCACCCUCUGCGGGCGCUCCGCUGGGGCCGCCCGCGAUUUGCAAGCCUUCUCUGCCUAGCUGUGUGGCUGGUGGUAGCUGGCUGCCUCGUGCCCAACCUGUUCUUUGUGACAACCAGCCCCAGUGGGACCACCAUCCUGUGCCAUGACACCACCCGGCCUGAGGAGUUUGACCACUAUGUACACUUCAGUUCGGCAAUCAUGGUGCUGCUCUUUGGCUUGCCCUUCUUGGUCACCCUGGUCUGCUACGGACUCAUGGCCCGACGACUGUAUCGCCCUUUGCCGGGAGCCGGACAGUCAUCGUCUCGGCUCCGCACACUCCGCACCAUUGCUGUCGUGCUGACUGUCUUUGCUGUCUGCUUUGUACCGUUCCACAUCACCCGCACAGUUUACUACCUGGCAAGGCUAUUGAAAGCUGACUGCCAGGUGCUGAACACAGUCAACGUGGUCUACAAAGUGACCCGGCCCCUGGCCAGUGCUAAUAGCUGUCUGGAUCCAGUGCUCUAUCUGUUCACCGGGGACAAGUAUCGACGCCAGCUCCAGCGGCUAUGCAGAGGUACGGGGCCCCAGCCUCGGACUAUGGCCUCCUCCCUGGCAUUGGUGACCCUGCAUGAGGAAAGCAGCAGGUGGGCAGACACCCACCAGGACGUCAUCUUCCCUACCUAUGGGGGAGACAGAUUAUAA
Molecule: messenger RNA, 1083 nt
Organism: Microtus oregoni (creeping vole)
Lineage: Eukaryota; Metazoa; Chordata; Mammalia; Rodentia; Cricetidae
Product: P2Y purinoceptor 4
Exons: 1
Coding region: 1-1083 (360 amino acids)
Biological process (GO): G protein-coupled receptor signaling pathway; transepithelial chloride transport
Cellular component (GO): plasma membrane
Molecular function (GO): G protein-coupled purinergic nucleotide receptor activity; G protein-coupled UTP receptor activity
Source: RefSeq, a predicted model, not a curated record